Molecule: messenger RNA, 2196 nt
Organism: Colletotrichum spaethianum
Lineage: Eukaryota; Fungi; Ascomycota; Sordariomycetes; Glomerellales; Glomerellaceae
Product: protein transport protein SEC1
Exons: 5
Coding region: 1-2196 (731 amino acids)
Biological process (GO): vesicle-mediated transport; intracellular protein transport
Cellular component (GO): plasma membrane; secretory granule
Molecular function (GO): syntaxin binding
Source: RefSeq, a predicted model, not a curated record
AUGGGCGUCUCAACGCUCCAGGAGCAGCAUGACGUCAUUAUCGACACUAUCAAGAACAUUACCCAAGGCGACUGGAAAGUCCUAGUUCUAGACGAAGGUUCCAAAAAGAUCCUGGACAAUGUCGUCAAGGAAGAUGACAUUCUCAACCACAAUAUUGCCAACAUCGAGCGCAUCGAGCAGAAGCGAGAUAUGAACCCCGAGAUGGACGCCAUCUACAUCUUGUCUCCGCAAGAAAACAUUGUCGAAAUCCUCGUCAACGACUUCGAGCGCCGCAGAUACAAGCAAUCCUACCUCGUGUGGACCGGUGUCUUGGACCCGAGAGUUCGUCGCAUGAUUGACGGCUGCCCGCCCGCCAAGCAACGCAUCGCGGGGUUCGAGACCUUAUCCAUUGACUUCUUCCCUCGCGAGUCACACCUUGUGACGUUCAGAGACCCCUGGAGCUUCCCAAUUCUGUACCACCCCGCUUGCAACAACUUGGUCGCGCGUCACAUGAAGAUUCUGGCCCAAAAGAUCACUGGCGUUUGCGUUACGUUGGGUGAAUACCCCAAAGUACGCUACUACAGACCGAGAAACCCUCUGCACGAAGCUGCAGUACUCAGCUCCCAUCUCGCCCGGUUUGUACAAGAAGAAUUGGACGAAUACGCGCAAUGGAACCCCAACUUUCCACCACAGUCGUCGCGACCUGCGGGAACUCUCGUCAUCACAGAUAGGUCGAUGGAUAUUUUGGCACCGUUGGUGCACGAGUUCACAUAUCAGGCGAUGGCUCACGAUCUCCUCCCGAUACAAGACGGCGACAAGGUGACAUACCACAUGGUCACCAACGGCGGCACCCCGGAAGAAGAGGAAAAGGAUAUGGAGCUGUCAGAUAAAGACCCCGUCUGGGUAGACAACCGUCACCGGCACAUGAAGGAUACCAUCGAAAAGCUCAUGUCAGACUUCCGAAAGUUCUUGGCCGACAAUCCGCAUUUCGUCAACGAAAACCAAGACACGACGAGUUUGAACGCAAUCAGGGACAUGCUGGCUGGGCUGCCGCAAUUCCAGGAGAUGAAGGAGGCGUACUCACUUCACUUGAAUAUGGCACAGGAGGCCAUGAAUAUAUUUGAAAAGCACAAGCUACCGGACAUUGCCUCGGUCGAGCAGACUCUAGCGACAGGAUUGGAUGAGGACUUCAAAAAGCCCAAGAAUAUCUUGGAUCAGGUCGUGCGGCUGUUGGACGAUGAUGCUGUUUCGCCUUCCGACCGAUUGCGCUUGAUCAUCCUCUACGUGCUUUACCGAGACGGCGUCAUUAUGGAAGACGUUAACCGACUGCUGGCACACUCCGGCCUACCGCAAAGAGACGGAGAGGUCGCAGUCAACCUCGAAAUGUUGGGCGGCCGCCCCCUGCGCACCGGCUUGAAAGACGUGCGGCCGCCCCAGCCGCCUCUGUUCCCAAAGAACACCAAAUCUGCGGAAGUCAGCGAGGAAUACUCGCUGUCCCGCUUCGAGACGGCGAUGCAGACGAUGCUCGACGAGCUCAGCCGGGGCACCUUGGAUCAGACGACGUUCCCCUACGUGAAGCCGCCAGCGGACCCAAAUGAGGACCUUUUGGCCUCCCAGCAAGGUUCACUGCGCGCAGGCAGGCCGAACUGGGCGGCAGCGGGCCGAAGACCACCAGAAAACCGACAGCGUUACAUUGUCUUCAUGGCCGGUGGCGCGACGUACAGCGAGAGCCGCGCAUGCUACGAAGUCUCGGCCCGCCAAGGCAAGGAUAUUUUCUUGGUGACCAGCCACAUGCUCACACCACAGCUCUACGUUCGUCAGGUAGGCGACUUGGGCAGGGACAAACGCACGCUCGAUAUCCCCAUGGAGCGGCCGACACCCCGUGCGCCGGCGUGGGUCUACGAAAAACCCGCCCCUCCACCCAACCCCAUGGCGCAACGGCCUGCCCCUGGCAUGGCACCACCAGGUCAACCGGCGGCAGGCCCUGGCCGGAGAGCCCCGGCGCCGGGCGGUCUUCCGAGCCGGCCCGUGGCGCCACCGACGGCUCAGAUGAGCAGCAUGAGCCUCAACGCCCCUGCGCCCGUUUCGAACGGAGGCAGCGCCUCGCCUGCGCCGUCAGACGGCGGAAAGCCGCAUAAGCUCGAAAAGGACAAGAAGAAGCGCAACUUCCUGGGUAUGAAGAAGAGUCACAAGGACAAGGACAAGGACAAGCACUGA